This is a messenger RNA of Cercopithifilaria johnstoni, 597 nucleotides long. Lineage: Eukaryota; Metazoa; Nematoda; Chromadorea; Rhabditida; Onchocercidae. The record is from the annotation of a GenBank genome assembly.
AUGGACAGAGAAAAUCAUCCAAACCGUCCAACUUACUCGGUCAUCAGAGGAAAUCACCCAAACCGGCCAACUCAUCUGACCGUCAGAGGAAGUCAUCCAAACCGUCCAACUCAUUCAAUCGUUAGAGGAAGUCAUCCAAACCGUUCAACUUAUUCAACCGUCAGGGUAAAUCAUUCAAACCGUACAACUCAUCCGAUUGCCAGAGGAAAUCAUUCAAACCGUCCAACUCAUGCAAUCAUCAGAGGAAAUCAAUCAAAUCCUUCAACUUUUAAUAUUGACAGAGAAAAUAACCCAAACCGUUCAACUCAUCCCAUCGUCAGGAAUAAUCAACCAAAUCCUUCAGUUUCUCCGAUUGACAGAGAAAAUUAUCCAAACCUUCCAACUCAUCAGAUCAUCAGAGAAAAUCAACCAAACCCUUCAAUUUCUCCGAUUAACAGAGAAAAUCAUUCAAAUCGUCCAACUCACCCGACUGAUAGAGAAAAUCAUCCAAACAUUCCAGUUCACCCGGUCGACAGGGAAAUUUAUGGAGGCCAUCCAACUGAGAGGGAAAUUUAUGGAGAUCAUCCGAUUGUAAGGAUGAUUCGUCGACAUCUGUAA